This is a messenger RNA of Lathyrus oleraceus (garden pea), 1905 nucleotides long. RefSeq names its product protein FAR1-RELATED SEQUENCE 7. Gene Ontology annotation, molecular function: zinc ion binding; nucleic acid binding. The coding region runs from base 1 to 1905 and encodes 634 amino acids. Lineage: Eukaryota; Viridiplantae; Streptophyta; Magnoliopsida; Fabales; Fabaceae. The transcript has 4 exons. Gene Ontology annotation, biological process: regulation of DNA-templated transcription. The record is from RefSeq and is a predicted model, not a curated record.
AUGCAAAACAUACAUGAAGAUUCAACCAUAGUUAGCUCUGAUGACAUGCUUGAAAGUGUUGUUGGUAUUGAUCCUCUCAAUAGCAGACUACCAACAGAGCCUCCCUUAGAGCCAUACGAAGGAAUGGAGUUUGCAUCAAUUGAAGAGACAAGAAUUUACUACACAAGGUAUGCUAAGAAUACUGGUUUUAGUUUUCGUAUGGGUCGUGUUACUAAAUCAAGAACAAAUGGUAUGAUAAUAGGUCGAGAAUAUCUCUGUUCAAAGGAGGGAUUUCGAGCAAAAAAAUAUGUGAAAGAAGAAAGUAAUAGUAUUAUCGUACACGAUGAAACAAGGUUCCUUCGAGUACAUAGAAAGAAGACUAAUGUGCAGAAAAAACUUAUUGAUGUGUUACAUGAUUCUGGUUUAGGCCCUAGUAAAAUAAGAUCCGUCUUGUGUACUGAAAGUGGUGGUGUUGAUAAUGUUAGAUUUAGUCCACAAGAUGUUAUCAAUUACUUAACUGAAAAUAGACAAAAAAAGUUAGAAAAUGGAGAUGCUCAAAUAAUGUUAUCAUAUUUUAAAAGUUGUCAAUUGAAGAAUCCUGGGUUUUUCUAUGCUUUUCAAAUGGACACUGAAGGAAGAUUAGCAAAUUGUUUUUGGGUUGAUUCAAGGUCCAAAAUGGCAUAUAAAUACUUUGGUGAUGUUGUUACUUUUGAUCCGACGUAUUUGACAAAUAAAUAUAAAAUGCCUUUUGUUCCAUUCACAGGAGUUAAUCAUCAUCAACAAUCCAUUCUUUUUGGUUGUGCUCUAUUAUGGGAUGAAACUAUAGAGAGUUUUUUUUGGUUGCUAAGUACUUGGUUAGAAGCAAUGAGUGGAAUUUCUCCUAAAACUAUCAUCACAUAUCAAGAUGCUGCUAUUAGUAAUGCAGUUGCAAAGCGACCAUCCCAAAUUUUUUUAUCUGCCUCCGCCACUGAUGUACGUCACAAUUUUUGUGCAGGAAUGUCUACCACUCAAAGGAGUGAAAGUAUGAAUAAAUAUUUUAAGGAUUUUUUGAAUUCAAGUACUUCAUUAAGCCAAUUUGUGACACAAUAUGAAAAAGCUCUUGAUGCACGUUACAACAAGGAAAGAGAGAAGACUUUCAAAACAAGAAAUUCAAAGCCACUUUUACGAACUUUAUAUCCCAUGGAAGAAGAAACUUCAAAAAUUUAUACAAGAAAAAAGUUUAGAAUAUUUCAAGAUGAGUUGGUUGAUUCUCAAUUAUUUAUCACAGAAAAGGUUAAGUUUUCUAUUGAAGUCUCAACGUAUAAAGUUCAUGAAAUUUACAAAGAGAAGCCUAUCUACUAUGUGAAUUUUCAUGUCACUUCAAAAGAAGCAAAUUGUAGUUGUCACAUGUUUGAACAUUCAGGUAUUCCUAGUAGACAUGUAUUAUGUGUAUUCAUAAAGAAAAAGGUUUAUUGUCUCCCUUCACAAUAUGUUUUCCAUAGAUGGUCUAUUAAUGCUAAAAAAGAAAAGGUAAAAGAAGUGACAAUUGAAGGAUUUCAAGAAGGAAGCAGCAACGCUUCUGACACUUCAUUGUUUAGUAGUAUUAUGGUUCACUCCCUCGAACUAUCAGAAAGAGGUUCACAAUCCGAAAAAUAUCACGAUAUUGCAAUUCAAAGUUUGCAAAAUGGGAUUGCAAAACUUGAUUUAUUGGGUAUUGAAGAGUCAAAUAAGAAGUUUGUUGAUUCAACAUCUGAAGAUAUGCCAAAAGUAUCUGAUGUUAACAUAGCUUUGCAUGACCCUCCACUUAUAGCAACUAAAGGACGUUCGCGGACUUUGCGAAUGAAAAGUAGUUUGGAGAUGGUCAGAAAAAGUUCCUCUACUUGUCGUUAUUGCAUGAAAAAGGGUCAUUCUAAAUCUAAAUGUCCAAAUUUAAAUCAAACAAGGUGA